This is a messenger RNA of Aspergillus chevalieri, 2124 nucleotides long. Its product is annotated as putative AMP-binding enzyme. NCBI's taxonomy places the organism in Eukaryota, Fungi, Ascomycota, Eurotiomycetes, Eurotiales, Aspergillaceae. Bases 1 to 2124 code for a protein of 707 amino acids. The transcript is spliced from 4 exons. Gene Ontology annotation, biological process: long-chain fatty acid metabolic process. The record is from RefSeq and is a predicted model, not a curated record. Gene Ontology annotation, molecular function: long-chain fatty acid-CoA ligase activity. Gene Ontology annotation, cellular component: membrane; endoplasmic reticulum.
AUGUUCUCGUCGCAGCCCCUCCAUGCUGCUCGUGCGGCAGAGUUGAGAGAAGAACCCCCCAAGGGGACUCCCUAUUCCGUUGCUAUGUCUGGCUCCGAACAGCCGGGCCGGAGUAAGGUCUACCGUGCUUGGAACGCGCAAAAUUCCUUGCUGAAGACCCUGGAUCCUCAAAUCUCCACAGCUCAUGACAUGUUCGAAUCGACUGCGAAUCGUCAACCAAAGGCCCACUGUCUUGGGUGGCGCCCCUACAACCCCGUCACUAGGAAGUUUGGGAACUAUCAAUGGCUCGACUACCAAACCGUUCAGAAGCGCCGGGCCGCAUUUGGCGCUGGUCUGGCAGAGUUGCACAAUAAACACGGCUGUAACCGUUCGGGCUCGUACGGUGUUGGUCUUUGGUGCCAGAACCGGCCGGAAUGGCAAAUCACAGAUUUGGCAUGCAUGUCUCAGGGCUUGUAUUCCGUUUCGAUCUACGAUGUCUUGGCCUCGGACGCCACGGAGUAUAUCAUCAACCACGCCGAGCUGAACUGUGUUGUGACUUCCUUGCCGCAUAUCCCUACCCUGCUCAAGCUCAAGCCGUCGUUGCCGAACCUGAAGAUCAUCGUCAGUUUGGAUCCUUUGGACUCCGGUGAACAGGCAGGUCAUUCCAAGCGUGCAUUGUUGGAGUCGGUUGCUGCGGGUCAGGAUGUCGCCAUCUACACGAUCGAGCAGGUCGAACAGCUCGGUGCCUCGUUGAACCGUCCCUACAACCCACCAUCUCCAUCGGACAUUGUCACUAUCAACUACACCUCGGGUACUACUGGCCCUCCGAAGGGUGUGGUCUUGACGCACGGGAAUGCUGUCGCGGCCGCGGCGAGUGCGCUCGUCAUGUCCGAACAGAAGCCAGGCGACACCGCUCUGUCCUAUCUUCCGUUGGCCCAUAUUUACGCUCGUUUGGCUGAGCAUGCAUCCUUCUGGGCCGGUGGUCGAAUUGGGUACUUCCACGGAAAUAUCACGGAAUUGGUCGAUGAUCUGAAGCUCUUGAGGCCAACCGGCUUCAUGUCCGUCCCUCGCUUGUACAGUCGUUUUGGAAAUGUCAUCCGCGCUUCGACCGUCGAGCAGCCGGGUGUCAAGGGCGCCAUGUCGAGACACAUCGUCUCGACGAAGAUGGCGAACUUGAAGAACCCUGACCCUAGUCAGGCUACGGCGAAGCACGCCCUGUAUGAUCGAAUCUGGGCUAAGAAGGUUGCGGCGGCAAUGGGUCUGGAUCGGGCCAAGUUCAUGGUCUCUGGCUCCGCGCCGCUCGACCCGUCCUUGCACAACUUCCUCCGAGUUGUCCUGGGAAUCGACCUUAUUCAGGGUUAUGGCUUGACCGAAACCUAUGCCGUGUCGACGGCGCAGUCCGCUCAAGAUCUCACUGCUGGUAAUUGCGGCCGCUUGGCCCCCUCGACGGAAGCCUGUCUAGCUUCGCUGCCUGACAUGGAGUACUCGGUUGACGACAAGCCCUACCCACGGGGUGAAUUGCUUCUCCGUGGCCCCACCCAGUUCCGGGAAUACUUCAAGAACCCGGAGGAGACGAGCAAGGCCGUGACUGAAGACGGAUGGUUCCGCACCGGUGAUGUCUGCGCCGUGGACGAAAUGGGCCGUUUCAUCAUCAUCGACCGCCGGAAGAAUGUCCUCAAGCUGGCUCAGGGAGAGUACAUUUCCCCCGAACGGCUGGAGGGUGUUUACCUGUCCGAACUUGGCUAUUUUGCCCAGGGUUAUAUCCACGGUGACAGCGUUCAGACCUUCUUGGUGGGUAUUUUCGGUGUCCAGCCCGAUGCUUUUGCGGCGUAUGCUAGCAAGGUGCUGGGUCGCACCAUCGGUGCCACCGACCUCGAUGCCAUCAAAUCGGUCUUGGAUGACGACAAGAUCCGCCGGGCUGUGCUGAGGGAUCUCGAGAAGGUGGCUAAAAAGCACAAAUUGGCCGGCUAUGAGAGAGUCAAGAACUGCAGGCUGAUGCUUGACCCGUUUACGAUUGAGAAUGACCUGCUUACACCAACUCUCAAGCUCAAGCGCCCUCCCACGAUCAAGAAGUAUCGCUAUGUCUUGGAUGAGCUCUACGCUCAAGCUCUCGAGGAGCAAUCCGCCCCCAAGGCCAAGCUUUAG